Messenger RNA from Cuscuta epithymum, 1311 nucleotides. The record is from the annotation of a GenBank genome assembly. Lineage: Eukaryota; Viridiplantae; Streptophyta; Magnoliopsida; Solanales; Convolvulaceae.
AUAAUCAUCAUUUCAUCUCAUGUAUGUUUAUCCUUGAUUACUAUUUAUAAAUUAUAAUUGGUUCUUACCAAGUUUUAUAACUAGAAAAUAAAAAAGAUGCCAAUGGAGCGUUCAAACUCGUCGUCGGGCAGUUCAUCAAACUCUUCACCGUCCGCCGCCGUGUCACGGCGGAUGCGAGGCUCCUCCGCCUCCGUUGUAUCCAUACAGUGCUUGAAGGGCAGCUCGAAAGGCGACGAAUGGACCGGCGGCAUGUUGCAGACCGGAGAUAUCGUGGAGGAGCUCCAGCUAGGGACGACGAUCCACAAGGCGCCGUUCAAGAACGGCGGCGCCGGCCUCCAGAAGCUCUUCCACCAUGCCUACAAGAUCAAUAGCACCUCCGUGCACGUCAGAGUCCGGCGGGGCUCCGACAAGUUCGCCGAGCUGCAGGCCUGCCUCGUCCCGAACCAGGCGGCCGGCCGGAAACAGUACAUGCUAAGGUCCAUCGACGAUCCCAACUACGCCGUCGGGUUCACUGACCGGUUCGAGGAGGAGUGCUUGGAUUUGCAAGUUUCGAGAACGGCAAGAAUGAUGGAUGCAUUGCGAGCAACACCGAUUCAGAAUGGAUUUGUAUCAUAUCAAUGGCCAAGGAGAGCGGCGGAGACGGCGGGAGUGCCCAACUCCCGCACCUCUUACUCCAUGCUCUUCUUGCCCAUAGCCACCCACAAAUCCACUAUCGGAUACAGUGAUAUCGAUGACACCAUUGCCAGAGCCAAUACCUGGCUCGGCGCUUCUCAAGCUUCCGGCGUCCCAAUCGUCCUCAUCAAUAUCCAGACUGAAUCCCUCCUCACUAAGAUAUCUGGAGAGAUGGCUUCUUGUAGUGUACAAACUGGGUCGCUGGUUUCUGAUUUGUCAAAUAUUGCAAAUGCAAGCUUGUACGGGUUUGAAGAUUACCAUGGCGUAGAUAUCGGUGUUGUAAGAGCUGUUAGGCUAUGGUUUUCCCCUCUUACAGCAGAAUUUCCCAUCGAAAUCAAAAUCAAAGAUAAUGACACCAAAUUGGGAUUUUCUAUCAGUCGAACACAUGAGGGAUUCAUAUACAUAUCAUCGGUUCUAGAAGGGGAUGAAUAUGCAUCAUCCGCGCAAUCUGGUCUGGGAGACCUGUUCAUGGAAGCAAGUAGAAGGAAGAAGCUUCUAGUAGUUUCCAAAAUCUCGCAUCAGAAGGUUCUCCCCUGGAUGGUUUCCCCGACCGGCGCCAUCCGAUGCUACGACACCGUGUCAGUUAGCCAAAAGCUGUCUUUGCAUCGCCAUGCAAAGAUGCCUAUCCUCAUUCACGUU